UUGGGGGCGGUUUUAGUGCCAGUUUUGUGUUUUUCGUUUGGUGGAAUUGGGUCAGAUUUGAGUUUGGCGCGCGUAGAUGUCGCUGGCGUCGGUUGAAUCGUGUCAUGUCGUGAAGCGCCAAAAAAGCGUCUUGUCGCUGUUUCGUGCGUUUUUCGGGCCGGUUUUCGCUCGUAGCGUGCGUUUAAAAACGGAUGUGGAAUUAUUGCGGGUGUUUCAACGGUUUGGGCGCGUUGGAUUUGUUACGUAAUGCGUUUUGGUUGUUGUUUUGUCUACGGCGGUGGUUGAGUCCUUGACUGAAAUCUCGCGUUUGCUCUGUAUCAAGUCGCCUAUGGUUGUUGUGAGUGUAAUCGAAUAGAGUGCGUUGUUUGGUGUAAAGUCGCGUCGCCAUUGUUGUAAAAUCGUUGUAAAAUCGUCUUUGGAGGCGGAAGUGGUGCUGGCGAUGUGUUGGUGAUCGAUUUCCGGCGGUGGUUUGGCGUCACGUGCGAGUGGUUGUGCGGGGGGCGCAAUGGGGGAGCUGGCCGGCGACUAGGACUGGAGCCCCGUUUUUGGAUGAAUGGGAUUGCGCACGGCGUCGGCGAGGCGGCCCUAUGCGGAGGUCAUGGCCCCAGCGUUGACGGAGACCAGCGGCCAGAAGCAGAGCUUCACGUUGCCCCCUAAGUACCUCGCCCCCGAGUGCUCGGACUGUGACAUUAUGAGUGACCAAAACAUGGGCAUACACCACAAAACGACAACCAGCCUGGACCUAACCUCGCCCCAGGACGUGGACGACCUCAUGCAGGUCAUCAAAUCCAUACCGGAGGAGGAUAUGGCCAUUGAGAAUCUCCUCACCGAUGACGAUGUUAUGAAUAUGUCGAUUGAUGACCCCAAGGAAACACUCACCGAUUUGAAGACCAAGCAAAAUCGGAUCGAAAGACGACUGGAUUUUCUCAGAAGGAAGAUCAGGAAGUUGCAAGCGAGGAAUAUGGGACAGCAUGUUGCGGGGGAAGUUGCUGGGGUCUACGAGUACGUCCACAGGUCGCUCAAGCGCCUCAAGGACAACACGCACCUGGAGGAAGAGAAGCCCCAGAUGAAGCCAAUGUCGUCGGCGUCGACCAAAACCAUGUUAAAAAAACUGGAAAUGGCGGCUGUUCUUCAAGCGAAAAAUGCAGCACGUCAAAGACAUACACCGAAAUAUUUCGGUUCGGGUUCGUGUGAACCGGGAAAUCACCGAUUUCCCGCACCUGGUGUUGUAAAUGUGCCAACGUGGCCAAUGGAAAAUAAACUUGAAUUACAAAAAGUGACCGGUCUUUUACAAACCGAAUUAAAUCUAGUGCAACAUGAAGUUGAUUCAGAAGCCACCGAGAGUAGUUCGGGGGGUGAAAGUUGUGAUGAGAUGCAGAGUUAUAAUAAUCCGCAUCAGCAGUACCUUAGUAUACAAAAACGUGCAUUAUGGAAAUACGCUUCUCAACGUGCGGCCAUCGCCUCACGCUGGACCUGGCUUCAAGCCCAAAUCUCCGACUUGGAAUACCGUAUACGUCAGCACGGCGACAUCCAGCGUCAAAUUCGCGCAUCAAAGGGCGAAAUUCAACUCGGCGGCGUAAGUCCGCCGCCGCCGCCAACAUCUCCGACGGCGGUGAACGGCUACCGCGGCCAAUUGCCAGGCAGUUCGCCGCUGACGUCGAAGAGCGAAGACGUCGUUCCGACGACGCCGAACGGCGCCCACCCUGAAUACGAAUGCGCCCGAACGCGCCCUCUCGUCAACUUCAAGAAGCGAAAACUGUUGCAAUUGAACGGCUUGCAUGUGAUUUCGAAAAAGGCGGCACGUCCGGCGUCCGUGCGCUGCGGAUGCGUGAAUACGACGGCGCCGUGCGCCGUUUGCACGGGACGCACGGAUCCGACGCAUCCGCGCGAUCCCACGGAAGCGCUAAGCAAACCGGAACGCAUCGCGUUGGUCGAUCCGGGUUUUCAUCCGGUUUUUUCGAUGCCGGAAGACGCAUCAUACGCUGUACAUUGCGAAGCGAUCAUGAAAAAUCCCGAAUGGCAACAGCGCAGCACCCGAAUGAAAUCUCUCAAAGUUUUGAAUAAGGAUAGAUCUGACAAGUCUGUGUUGGAACACCACCACCGAUCGAAGAAAAUCGACCAUCGAAAGAAAUACAAUCGUUUAUUGAAACCGAGCACCAUGUCGGCACUCUCCGCCAAGAUUCGGAAUAAGAUUCGGGGACGUAAAAGUGGACGACACUCGACUUCGUCUCUGACGAGUUUUAAGAAGCGUCCGCUGUUAAGUGGCGGCGAUGGAGCGGACGAAGAAGUCGAGUCUAUUGGUAAUAAUAGUGCGACAGGGGCGGCGAAUUCGGCGGUGGGUUCGCCGAGUUCGUCACCGUUGCUUCAUAUGCAAGCUAUAUCGGGUUAUAAUCGACGGAAUCGGGCGAAUUCGUACGAUAUCGACAAUAUUGUUAUACCGUAUAGUGUGGCGGCGGCGACGCGGGUCGAAAAGUUACAGUACAAAGAGAUUUUGACACCAAAAUGGCGGAUAGCAGACAUUGAUUUGAAAUGUGAUACGAAAAAUAACGGAGCUGUUAGAAACCCUAGUCAAGAUAGCGAUAUGGAAGAUCUCUCUGAGGAGGCGGUGCUCGCACGCCACGAAAAAUCCGAAUACGAAGAAAAGAAAAAGUUUCUCAGUUAUCUGAAACUGCCGAGUGGUCACGGCCGUAGCCGAGCCCACAAACGAACGGAUAGUUUAGCCGAAUCGAGCGGUGCGAACACACCCGAUCCGUUAUCGCCGCAUCCGGCGGAAACGGCCGAAUCGCCGUUGACGUCACCUCCAGCCACGCCCCUUCCCGAAGAGCUCCCCUCCAUCAGUGCGAUGCGUCGUCGGACGAUUUCGCAGUCACGUGUCGUUCCGACGACUGUGGCACGAGAGGAGAACAAUACGCCGGAAAAUGUCGAAGUGGCGCCGUUUGACACACGAACGUUUCCAUUGGACGACGAAACGUACGAGAAGAUGCUUAAAAGUAUGCCGGAAAAUCACCAGUUUAAGACGAAUUAUCGCGCGCAGGAUUGUGAUUAUUUGGACGAGAAGGUGGACUCGCCCGGGAGCGAGUCCACCGAGUCGGCGCUGGGCGAAGAGGACCCGAACGAUCCCGAGUGGGUGGACAUGGAGAGGGUUAGAGACAGGCAUAAGAGAUAAUUUUUUUUUCGGUUCAUUUUUUUGAUAAAGCUUGGGAUUUUGUAUUACGAGGUCUGUGAUUGUCAUUACAUUACAUGUGAGAUACGUCAAUACAGUUGUUGCUUUUUUAGUAUUGUAAUGUAUUUAAAAAUACAGAAUUCGAAGCUUACGUGCUAGGUUCAGUUGACAUAAUUUGUAAUAUAAUCAUAAUUUAAGUAAUUUCUUUUUGUACUGUUGCAGAGUCUAGUUCACUUGAUUGUAACAUGACUGGUUAGACUAGUUACUAAUUUUAACUGUACUUUUGUUACUGAAUUGGUAGUUAUGUUACUUUUUUGAUGUCAAGUACAACCCAGUGACUUGUUAUAUGAAAUUCUAUUGUAAAUAAAGCAGUGCAAAUAUUUGUUAUAGAGAUAUUUUCGAAAUCAUUUGCAUUUUUUUCGUUUUUAUGAGAAUUAUUCAAAUUGUACAUGCUCUUCAUAAGAGACAAAUAUGUAUCAUAUUAUUAUUAAAGUGUUUAUUGUAAAGCAAAUCGCGUUAUAUCUUUGCAAGUAUUCACCAUGUAGUUACUUCCUGUAGUAUUGUACGUUUUUAUAUGCAGAUGUAUUGAUUGAAUAAAGUCCAAUCUGCUUAUUUUUACACUUUA
Tribolium castaneum (red flour beetle) is the source of this 3788-nucleotide messenger RNA. It is a transcript of the gene nsl1, whose product is annotated as non-specific lethal 1. Lineage: Eukaryota; Metazoa; Arthropoda; Insecta; Coleoptera; Tenebrionidae. The record is from RefSeq and is a predicted model, not a curated record. The transcript has 5 exons. Gene Ontology annotation, cellular component: NSL complex. Gene Ontology annotation, molecular function: histone acetyltransferase binding. The coding region runs from base 554 to 3166 and encodes 870 amino acids.